GCUCAGCUGGUUGCUGAGUUUAUUGCUUCAGUUAGCUAAAUGUUAGAUCCUUGCUAGCUCAUGGAAAAGUGUUUUUCUCUUAGGUUCCGGUUUAAACUGACUUCCCUCGAAUUAUCCAACAACGAAACAGCUCAUGUUAGCUAGGUGGCGACGGUCUGCUUUUAUUCAGCUAGCUGGUGAGGAUCUGAUCCAGCUGACAGCUUGGAGCAUCCUGCUAGCCUAGCGGCUAAAUUAGCAAGAAUCACAGGAAAGAAGUAAGGUGAGCACCGGUGUCAUCAACCAUGGCAGGUGGAAUUACAGAGACCGGGGAACCCUACUCCGCAUUCGUGGGGCUGGUGUACAUGUUCAAUCUGAUUGUGGGAACAGGAGCUCUGACGAUGCCCAAAGCCUUCGCCAUGGCCGGCUGGGUGGUCAGCUUAGCACUCAUCUCCUUUUUAGGAUUUAUGAGCUACAUGACCACCACGUUUGUGAUCGAGGCGAUGGCGGCGGCCAACGCUCAGCUGCGCUGGAAGAGGAGGGAACAGGAAGAGGUCGACGACAGCGACUCCACCUCCGAGUAUUCCGACGAUGAUGUCAUGGGCCGAGGCCGAUCGGAGCCGGAGACGAAGCCCAUCCUGUCUGUCCAGAGGUCAGGAGGUCACGUCGAUCACUUCGACAUCGUGGAGCGGGUCGAGAUGGGUCAGAUGGCCUCCAUGUUCUUCAACAAAGUUGGCGUCAACAUGUUCUACAUCUGCAUCAUAGUGUAUCUGUACGGAGACCUGGCCAUCUACGCAGCCGCUGUGCCCAUAUCACUGAUGGAAGUCGCCUGUGGGAACCACUCCUGCAGUGCUGGAAGUGUGAAGUACAACGACACAGACCCCUGCUGGGGGUCCGUCACGAGGAAAGAUGCCUACCGGGUGUUUCUGAGCAUCUUCACUCUUCUGUUGGGUCCUUUCACCUUCUUCAGCGCCCAGAAGACCAAAUAUCUUCAGAUUCUCACCUCACUCAUGCGCUGGAUUGCGUUCACCAUGAUGAUCAUCCUGGCUCUCAUCCGCAUCAGUAAAGGCACCGAAAAGCGUCACCCGCCAGUCGCCUCCCUCUCUGGGGUGCCCAACCUGUUUGGGGUGUGCGUCUACUCCUUCAUGUGCCAGCACUCCCUGCCCUCCCUGGUGACGCCCAUCUCCAACAAGAAGCGCGUGGGCAUCCUGGUGUUUGCGGACUACGUCCUGAUCCUGGGCUUCUACGCCCUCCUCUCGUUCACCGCCAUCUUCUGCUUUGACAGCUCGCUGCUGCACGACAUGUACACCCUGAACUUCACGGACAACUGCGACGUGCUAGACGUUCCGUUCCUGCGCUACUUCCUGGGCCUGUUCCCGGUUUUCACCAUCAGCACCAACUUCCCCAUCAUUGCCGUCACACUCCGCAACAACUGGAAGACCCUGUUCCACCGGGACGGAGGCACCUACCCGUGGGUGGUGGACCGCGUCGUGUUUCCCCUCAUUACCCUGGUGCCCCCGAUCGUGGUGGCCUUCUGCACCCACAACUUGGAGUCCCUGGUGGGCAUUACUGGAGCCUAUGCCGGCACGGGGAUCCAGUACAUUAUCCCAGCCUGCCUCGUGUAUUACGGCAGACGCCACCUGGAGCCCGUGAUGGGCAGGGAUGCCAUCAACAAGCACCAGUCUCCCUUCCGCCACGCCUUCUGGGUGUGGUUUGUUUUGGUGUGGGCUGCUUCCUGCCUCAUAUUUGUCACAGCCAACAUCAUCCUGACUGACACCAAGAAAUGAGACUCACUGAUCCAAGAACUGUCUGAAGAAUCUCUGUGCGGCCAGUCUGUUUGUUCCUGUACACGAGGCCUUACAUGCUGCUGGUUGGACAGCGUGCCUUUUAAUGGGACUUUUUGUGGCAUAUAUGAAAUGUAAUUAAGAGUAAUUUAUCAAAUUUGUUAAAAGGGACCAAAUGUCAGGUGUUUUUUUUUUGUUCCAUCCGAGCUGGAGCAGUGCAUGACGACAAUGAAAGGGACAAACUGAUCAUUUACUACGUGGAUGUUUUGGGAUUUGCACUUAAACAACUUUUUAAAAAAUACAUCUUAAGGCUUCAGUGUGCUUCAAACAAACUAGUUCAUAUGAAGUGCGAGCUGCAGAAAGUUGGCUCGCUUGUCGGAAUGUCGGUUGGAAAAGUUGUUGAACUUGAAGCGUGAACUUGUUUGAAGCAGACUGACGCUUUAGGAGUUCUGUGGGUUCGUCCAUCCUGCGCUUCUUUAACUUCUUAUGUCUCAUUCAAAUCACACACUUCGGAGGACUUAGGGUGUCGAGACGCUGAGGGAUCCGCUGGACCUCCAGGCCAGAUGGUUCCCAUAAAAAUAUAUAACAGGAGAACGGAGUGGUGGAGAAAAAGAGCCUGUCACAUCCGGACUCGUGCUUUGUUGCUGAACUGCUUGGCGUCUACACAGCUUAAUAAUGAAAUUGGAACAAAAACCCAACAGGAACGAAUCAGGGAUGAUCGGUCUUUCGCGGCUGACGUGAAUCCAUUCCUCAGCGGCGGCCGCCUCCGAUCUCCUCGUCCCCUUGUGAACAAUGAGGCUCGGUCCGUGACAGAUCCGCUGACAGAUAGGCCUCCAGGAAGAGCUCCAUCUCUGUUUAUCACCAGGCACUCGCGCCUGUGGUUCACACACAGGGCAUGUCUGCCGUCUUUUACUGCUCAGCACCCAUUCACGACUCUGUCAGCCUCGCACUGUAUCUAUCACGCAGCCCGGCGCCUGACAGGAUAAUAGUGAUCUACCGGCUCCGGCUCCGGAUGUGGGGAGGCCUCAGUGGCCAAAAGUGAAGGGAAGUCAUCCGAAUGUGACUCCGAAGCCUCACGCGCUUCCCACCGUGCUGUUUCUUAGUAAUGCUGAUUUCACUGACACUUGGCAGCUUCCUCUCUGAGUUGUGCCUCUGCUGAUGGACGUCAUUGUUGCCCCCACACCUUAAGUCUUUACCUGUCACGUUUUGUCUUGUGUGUUGGUUCAUCCCAAGUGCAGAAAACAUGAACGGAAAUGUGUUUGGACUCUUUCAGCAUUGAGAAAAAUAAAGUUUCUAAAAACUCAGCAGCAGCAAGCCUCAGCAGACGUCCCUCUGGGUCCUCCACAGGUCUCCGGGGGACUGGGUGGUGCCUCCAGAGCAACGGGAGCAUCGUUUCUGCAGAAACACCACAAACAAGCUUUUAUUCAGCUGCGCUGUGUUAGGAUGGAGGCAGAAGUCUCAGAGACACAUAUCCCAAAAUCUGGACAAAUAAAACUAACUAGACCUCUAGAGGUUUGUUUAUUUUUUUCUAAUCUGGGUAAAAAGUGUUGUUGACGGUGUUGCUUCACCGAACUGCUGUAGGACUUAAUCAGCGCAGGAGAAUCGAGCUGAUUGAUUCAAACUGUGGCCACAGAAAAUCCAACUUAAACGCAGCAGCAGUCAGCAGUUUAAUGGUUUGUUGUGUCCAGUGUCGCCCUGUUUGUUUCUCCAGAUGGGUGCAAAACCUGAGAGUUUAUGUUGGACAGGUUAGUUAACUCACACUGGUUAAACUAAUCUACCCUGACUUUAACGUGUGUGUGAUUAUGAACUGUUAAAUGUCCAUCAUGUAACGCAUCGAGUGUCUGGAAUUAGAAAAUAACUGAUGCAGUGGAAGAAACUCCUGCAAAGCUUUUUCACCUGCACUUUGUCCAUAUUUGUCUUCUCUUACACCACUUAUCCGUUUUUUGCUGUGGUCGGCACGGGUCUGGGCUGCAGCCUUUGAGCGGUGGGCGUGCAGCAUCCAGCCAAUGACAGCACGCAGGUGAGGUGGGAGAAGGUAGGAACCAGGUGCAGCAGCAUGCAUUUAAGUUCCUUAAAGAGAUGCAUCAUAUCUGAGCCUGUUUGACUGUCUGAGAUGUCCAGACUUUUCUUCAUCUGUAAUGUGGUCUGUGUUUAUCACCUUCAGCGUUAAAUGCCUAAAUUGAUGCCGUUACCACCAACGAGAGCUUUUUAAAGGGGACUCACGUGGUCGUCUGCAGUGCAACACCACUCACACGUUUGUUUUUAAAAGCCGCCACAGUUGUGGUCAAUUAAAAUGCAGAUCAGGCGUCAGGACGUACAGUAGCUCAGCGGGCCGCGCGGCUGCUUCACCAGCUGCUGUAAUGCAGUUUGAAUUGAAAGCUAACGUGCUGUGACUCGAGUGUUUUUAACGCACAGUGACCGGGAGAUCUCCACACGUGCAUCGUAGCAUUGUUGUAGCACUGCUGAAGGUCUCCGUCUUCGCCGAGCUGCAGGGACAGUUUGUAUUUGAGAUCAUCGGUGAUUUGAGGUGUUGUCAGGUCCGUCGGGGCUGCAGGAGCGAGCUUCUGUCUGCGUGAACUGUCAGCUCUCGGGUGUUCGCUGUUCUUCCUCCCACAGUCUGAUGCCACAGGUCUUCUUCUCCUCGUCACAUGUUGGGUAGAUGUUUAUGAUUCAGCGUGCUCGUUUGAAUGAUUCGACGUUGGAUCUGUUGAACGUGAUCUGAUGACUCUUGGAGUUGUGAAAUGUGCCUUUUUUUUAACGGGGUCAUUUUUUUCCCCUGAACUUCUCGACUCUGAUGUUUUUCAUCUUCAGCGUCUGCAUGUGAAGCCACUUCAUUUAACUGACAAUCAGCUGCUCCUCGUUUCUCUUUUCUGUUCCUCGUUACCUGGAAUAUUUCUGAGAAUUGUUUUAUUUUCUCAUCUCUCCUCCAUGUUUCAGGUGUUUGUUUACAGCCUGUGAUUCACUCAUUUAUAUGGAUGUUUCCUGCUUUAAUGGAUGUUCUGUUGGAUUUUUAUGAUUCACAAAGAAAAUAAAAGCUUUAUGCUCA
Molecule: messenger RNA, 4806 nt
Organism: Chelmon rostratus (copperband butterflyfish)
Lineage: Eukaryota; Metazoa; Chordata; Actinopteri; Chaetodontiformes; Chaetodontidae
Gene: slc38a12
Product: transmembrane protein 104
Exons: 10
Coding region: 282-1763 (493 amino acids)
Source: RefSeq, a predicted model, not a curated record